Molecule: messenger RNA, 2457 nt
Organism: Erinaceus europaeus (western European hedgehog)
Lineage: Eukaryota; Metazoa; Chordata; Mammalia; Eulipotyphla; Erinaceidae
Gene: PDE11A
Product: phosphodiesterase 11A
Exons: 13
Coding region: 316-2457 (713 amino acids)
Biological process (GO): signal transduction
Molecular function (GO): protein binding; 3',5'-cyclic-nucleotide phosphodiesterase activity
Source: RefSeq, a predicted model, not a curated record
GCAGUGGCGGCGGGCGGAGCGAGGGCAGCGAGAAACUCUGGCUUUUCCGGACCGAGCUGUGGCCGCCGCAGCUCUCUGCACCCGGGCGCAGGAGUCUCAAGACAGAGGGAGGGGUUAGUGCCAGCCACUCUCCGAGCCUGGAGAAAGGGGCGCCCCGGCCCCCCCCAAGCUGGAAUCACACUGCUCAGCAGAAUUUCUGCACUUAGCUGGGAUCCCAGUACUGCGGGGGGUUGACAUGUGCAGCUAGCGGGCGGGCUUUGACAGGUAGACGUCUCAUCCAAGUAGAGAGAAGCAACGAAAAUUGUGUCCGGGACCAUGACAACUUCCCGCCUGGAUUUUGGGGAGGUGGAAAGUUUCCUGGACAGGCACCCAGAAUUAUUCGAAGAUUACUGGAUGCGGAAGGGGAAACAGGAGAUGGUGGAGAAGUGGCUGCAGAGGCACAGAGAGAGUCAGGGGGCCGUGAGUCCGAGGUCCACACCGCUUGGCACCACCAGCUUGACUGACGAUGGCGGCAGCAGCAUUGGUAGUGGCGUGGCACAAAAUGACUCUGACAAUAGCCAGGCCACCCCUGGGAACUGUGGUGGGGCUGCCCUGAGUACCAGCUGGGCCGGCGGCAAUCCGGGCAAUGAGAACCUGCAGCGGAGAACUUCUCAGAAAGAGCUGAGGAAGAGUUUCGCUCGCUCCAAGGCCAUUCAUGCGAACAGGACCUACGAUGAACAGGUGACCUCUCGCUCCCAGGAACCCCUGAGCAGUGUGCGCCGGAGAGCGCUUCUCCGCAAGGCCAGCUCCUUGCCGCCCACCACAGCCCACAUUCUCAGCGCCCUGCUGGAAUCAAGGGUUAAUCUGCCUCAGUACCCCCCUACUGCCAUGGACUACAAGUGCCACCUCAAAAAACACAACGAGCGUCAGUUCUUCCUGGAACUUGUCAAAGAUAUCUCCAAUGACCUUGACCUUACCAGCCUGAGCUACAAGAUCCUCAUUUUUGUCUGCCUCAUGGUAGAUGCUGACCGCUGUUCUCUCUUUCUGGUUGAAGGGGCAGCUGCUGGCAAGAAGAGCUUGGUCUCCAAAUUCUUUGAUGUCCAUGCAGGAACUCCACUGCUCCCCUGUAGCAACACAGAGAACUCCAACGAGGUGCAGGUCCCCUGGGGCAAAGGCAUCAUUGGCUAUGUGGGGGAGCAUGGAGAAACGGUCAACAUUCCAGAUGCCUACCAGGAUCGAAGAUUCAAUGAUGAAAUCGACAAGCUAACUGGCUACAAGACAAAAUCAUUAUUGUGCAUGCCUAUCCGAAGCAGUGAUGGUGAGAUCAUUGGUGUGGCCCAAGCAAUAAAUAAGACUCCUGAAGGUGCUCCAUUUACAGAGGAUGAUGAAAAGGUUAUGCAGAUGUAUCUCCCAUUUUGUGGAAUUGCCAUAUCUAAUGCUCAGCUAUUUGCUGCCUCAAGGAAAGAAUAUGAAAGAAGCAGGGCUUUGCUAGAGGUAGUUAAUGACCUCUUUGAAGAACAGACUGACCUGGAGAAAAUCGUCAAGAAAAUAAUGCACCGGGCCCAGACUCUAUUGAAGUGUGAACGCUGCUCGGUUUUACUUUUGGAGGACAUUGAAUCACCAGUGGUGAAGUUUACCAAAUCCUUUGAAUUGAUGUCCCCAAAGUGCAGUGCUGAUGCUGAGAACAGUUUCAAAGAAAGCUUGGAGAAACCAUCAUACUCUGACUGGCUUAUAAAUAACAGUGUCGCAGAGCUGGUGGCUUCUACGGGCCUCCCGGUGAACAUCAGCGAUGCCUACCAGGACCCUCGCUUUGAUGCUGAGGCUGAUCAGAUAUCUGGUUUUCACAUAAGAUCUGUUCUCUGCGUCCCUAUUUGGAACAGUAAUCACCAAAUAAUUGGAGUGGCUCAAGUAUUAAAUAGACUUGAUGGGAAACCCUUUGAUGAUGCAGAUCAACGACUUUUUGAGGCUUUUGUCAUCUUUUGUGGCCUUGGCAUCAACAAUACAAUUAUGUAUGAUCAAGUGAAGAAGUCCUGGGCCAAGCAGUCAGUAGCUCUUGAUGUGCUGUCAUAUCAUGCAACCUGUUCAAAAGCUGAAGUUGACAAGUUUAAGGCAGCCAACAUCCCUCUGGUGUCAGAGCUGGCCAUCGAUGACAUACAUUUUGAUGACUUCUCUCUUGACGUUGACGCCAUGAUCACAGCUGCUCUUCGGAUGUUCAUGGAACUGGGGAUGGUACAGAAAUUUAAAAUUGACUAUGAGACACUGUGUAGGUGGCUUUUGACAGUGAGGAAAAACUACCGAAUGGUUCUGUACCACAACUGGAGACAUGCCUUCAACGUGUGUCAACUGAUGUUUGCAAUGUUAACUACUGCUGGGUUUCAGGAGAUUCUCACUGAGGUGGAAAUUUUAGCCGUGACUGUAGGAUGCCUGUGUCAUGACCUCGACCACAGGGGAACCAACAAUGCCUUCCAAGCUAAGUAA